This is a messenger RNA of Hepatospora eriocheir, 267 nucleotides long. Lineage: Eukaryota; Fungi; Microsporidia; Hepatosporidae. The record is from the annotation of a GenBank genome assembly.
AUGGUUAACACAUCAAAUAAUCAAUCAAGUAUUAAUAAUACAUCUGAAAUAGACAAUUAUCUUUAUAGUGAUACUGUCACAACUCAGGAUAGUAAUAAUACUAACUUACCUUUUGAAAACAAUUCAUUAUAUGAACAUAUUGAAGAUAGUGAUACUAAUAAUACUUAUAUAAAGAAACAAAAUCUAGAAAAGGCUAAAGUUAUUUUAGAUAAAAAAAUAGAAUUUCUUUUAGAAUUUGAAAUUCCAAAUUUAAGAGAUUAUGAAUAA